AUGGUCGCCGCCGUUGCUGCAGCCGGUGCUGGGGAGCCUCGGUCCCCAGACGAACUGCUCCCGAAAGCCGAGGCGGAGAAGACUGAGGAGGAGCUGGAAGAGGACGACGACGGCGAUGAUGAGCUAGAUGAGACCCUGUUUGAGAGACUCUGGGGUCUGAUGGACAUGUUUCCGCAGAGGGUCCGGUCUGCCGCCGGAGUCUUUAAUCUCUCGCUCUUCGUGGCUCAGAAGAUGUACAGAUUUUCCAGGGCAGAUUUGCGGGUUGGGACCACUUCCUUUAUGAUCCUGGUUCUUCCUGUUGUCUUUGCGACAGAGACGUUGCAAAUGGAGCAACAGCAGCAGAUACUUUGGGGGCCUAACACGGGGCUCUCAGGAGGAAUGCCAGGGGCUCGACCUCCACUUCCCGGAAAGAUCUAA
Messenger RNA from Onychomys torridus (southern grasshopper mouse), 417 nucleotides. Its product is annotated as mitochondrial import receptor subunit TOM22 homolog. The coding region runs from base 1 to 417 and encodes 138 amino acids. NCBI's taxonomy places the organism in Eukaryota, Metazoa, Chordata, Mammalia, Rodentia, Cricetidae. The record is from RefSeq and is a predicted model, not a curated record. Gene Ontology annotation, cellular component: mitochondrial outer membrane. The transcript has 2 exons. Gene Ontology annotation, biological process: intracellular protein transport.